Molecule: messenger RNA, 2599 nt
Organism: Owenia fusiformis
Lineage: Eukaryota; Metazoa; Annelida; Polychaeta; Sabellida; Oweniidae
Source: the annotation of a GenBank genome assembly
CUCUGAUCACGUGACUUCAAAGUUUUGACCUACUAAAUUACAGGUGUUCUAAAAGUGUUUAUAUCUACGUUCCUUGUAAAAAUACACUAGUAGAAGCUCACAAGGAUUUCGUAGAUGUAUCCUAGCUUGUCUAGGUGACACAAUUACAAUGAGGGGAGCGUUAUUAGGGCUGAUAUUCAGCGUUUACCUUUGCACAGUUCAUUGUCAAAAUCCACAAAUUACACAACAGAUCUUGCCGGAGGUUAAGAGGAUAGGCCAAACAGCUUAUCUCAACUGUACAGUCACUAGGCAGCAGCUAAAUAAGGUGUAUUGGACACAUUUAGACACCCAGACCACUAUAUCCAGUGAUGAUCAGAUCAUUGUAGACUACAAUAAAGUUGUUGAUGGCUACCCCAAAUACCAAUGUAUCAAGGCUCCUCUACCAGAUCAAAGAACCAUUGUGUAUAUGUUGAUCAUCAGAAGGCUACAACAGAGAGAUUCAGGAACAUUUAGAUGCAGAAUCUAUGUAAAGGGUGCUACAAAACAUCCACAAAAAGAUGGCAGUCUUACAGUUCUUGUGCCACCAGUUAUGAUUUACUCACAAACGACAUCCACUGUCAGUGUAAUGGAGGGGGGCUCAACCGAUCUGAAGUGUAAUGCCACAGGAUAUCCCUACCCCAACAUUACAUGGGUCAGAGGCAAUGGAAAAGCUCUACCCAUUGGAAAAUUCUCAUAUCGGGGCACCAUUCUUAAACUCACCAGUAUCCAAAAGAGAGACAGGGGUGUUUAUCGCUGUGUUUGUGACAAUAAUGUCCGACCUCCAGUUACCCAUGAUGCAACAAUGCUCGUGUUUUUCCGACCAGAAGCAAAUUAUGUCCAGGACUCCUAUGGUCAGGCACAGAAUCGACAGUUUGAUUUGACAAUAGAAUGUAGAAUUGCAGGUUACCCUGAUCCUGAGUUGAAAUGGUAUCAGAUUAUUGGAGAUGGAAAGAGGGAAAUAAAUGACGAUGAAAAGCACGAUAUUCAAAUCUUGACAAGUCAUGGCUCAUCAUUAGAUAUCAGCGAACUGUGGUUCACGCUGACAAUAAUUAAUGUACAGGCCAAUGACUAUGGGCGGUAUGAAUGCGAAGGGAGUAACGUAUUAGGCACAGACAGUGCUUUCAUUAAAUUAUUCGAAACAUCUGAGUGCCAAGGAGCCAACUGCCCAGAUGAGGCUGCUGUAACUGGGGCUGCCAACAGACAGAGCCACCUUUUGGGUGCCCUAGGAACUAUUAUCACCAUAAGCCUGGUUUAUCAUUUGUAAUGAUUAUAGCCAACAAGAAACAUCCGAGUGCCAAGGAGCAAAUUGUCCACCAGAGGGAUUCUCUGGAUAUGGCAAUGGAGCUUCUCACAUCUGCAUCUCUAUGGCAACAAUUGUAUUCAGUUUCCUAGCAACCAGAUAUUAAUCAAGGAUAAAUCAAAACAUUCCACAUAGACAAAUAUAGAUAUUUACUUUACUUUACUACAGUAAUAGUAAUAGGAUAGUAAUAUUUUCCAAUGCCCAGUGGAGACAUGAUAUUGGACAUGGAGCAACUAAAUGCAAUUUUAUUAUUUACACAUUACCUGGAUUUCAUUUUCUUGAUCUGAAAGAAUUGAUAUUGAACAUUCCAUCGUGCAUGUGAAUGUAUAUUUUGUACAAUAUUAUGUUAGGACAUAUUCUGCAGUAUGGUGCGAGUAUACAAAAACUUUUGGGUAUAUCAUAUUCUUACUUCACAAAGUGUAUAUGUAUUCUACUUAUCUAACAUUACCAUGGCAACUGUUUAGAUCUGUUUUCUAGCAAUAACUUGAUGUCAAUAUUGAAGCAACAUUAGCUAUUUUAUUUGCAAAAAGAAUCCUCCUUUUGAAUUUAAUAUAUUGUAUUUGUUCAUAUGGUAAAAGCAAUGCGUUUUUAGAAUUUAUCACACAUGGAUAUAUCAGGGAAAUACUGUUUAUGAUUUACAACCUCUAUGAUAUUGCAUUGUCAUGACACCAUUUUAAACAUACAAAAUGAUAUUAAUAUACAGUAAAUACUUCAUUACUUUACAUAAGAUUUGAGAUGGUAUUACCAAGAUGAUAUUCUAGCAUUUUGCUUUUGUGUGUCCAGAUUCUAAAACAUAUUUAAUUUUAUAUCAUUGUAUAUAACACUAUGUUAAACACAACUUAUCUUUAUUAUGUUUUAUCCAUUUUAAAAUUGCAUGCUUGAUUUGUCUGAAUGACCAUGAAUGCAUUUUAAAAGUAUAUCUUAUAGUUUUCUAAUCUGCUUGUUAGAUUUUUAUCAUACAUUCCUUGUAAAUAUAAGCAUGAAACAGAAAAAAUGAUGUAUAUAAUUUUUAUUCCUGUAAAUUUGAAUGUAAAUAAUGCAAGUAGAUUUCUAAAUUCUGAUUCAUUAAGAAAAUAACAAUAUGAUAUAAUGAUAGUUUUAGCUAUAUAUUUUGUAUACAGCGCAUGAUUUCAAAGGUGUAAUAAAAUGUAUGAUUUUUUUCUAAAUCCCUGUGUUAGUUACUUUUUCAAGGUUAGUGAACAGUGGACAAAGGGAAGGAGUCAUGGCCCCAAAAAGUGACCCAUUUAAAGAGACAACACGGGAUGGCAACAAAUUUAUUUU